This is a messenger RNA of Gambusia affinis (western mosquitofish), 1390 nucleotides long. RefSeq names its product pre-mRNA-splicing factor cwc25-like. NCBI's taxonomy places the organism in Eukaryota, Metazoa, Chordata, Actinopteri, Cyprinodontiformes, Poeciliidae. The record is from RefSeq and is a predicted model, not a curated record. The transcript is spliced from 2 exons. The coding region runs from base 715 to 1323 and encodes 202 amino acids.
UAAUCUUGUUUCCCCUAACCAGCCCGUGCCUCCAUCUGCCCCCUAGAUUCCUAUUCUCUCAUAAUUAAUAUAAAUCUAAAAACAGGUAGAAGAGGGUCAUUUUUACAGGAUACGGAUCCACUUCCAGGAUGAGGAGGAAACCACUGAAGAGGAAUGUUUAUAAUAAAGAAAUAACACGGUUUCCAGUGUUCAUGUAAAUAUUUUCUGAAGAAAUGCUAUUUUGUUUGUAAAGGAAAAAAUGUUUAUUCUGUUAUUUGUAUAUCAUUACUGUAACCUGAUUUAAACUUUAAAUGUCUCUGAACGCAGCACUGGACUAGUGCGACCAAUGGCAAAGCUCCUUACUUUGGGGAGCGGCCAAUUUCAAGAAAGGACUUUUUCUAUUGGCUCAGUGCACCGGAUACUGUUGAAUACAUUGUUACAAUGCUGUUAUGACAGUGCAUUUUCGGACUGCACCUGACGCAUUGAGAACGCAGUUUGUUGUAAGUUAUUGUUUAUUUGUUUACUUAAGCCAGCCUGACGAAGGUUUCAUUGUAAACCGAAACGUUGCAAUUUUGGCUUUUUCUACGCUUUUUGUAGCUGUGAAAUACAAUUAAAAGUGCUUUUUGGGCAACACUUUAAACUCCGUUCUUUCACCUUAGCAUGUAGCCAAUUAGCUAUACUUAGCACGUGUCAUAGUGAAGUUAUAGCUAAAGCUAAGCUAAAAAAGGAAAAAGCAUGCCGGCCCAUUUUGAUGAUGAAGAUGACUGGAUGCUAGUGGAACGGAGAAGGGGUCGCAGGGAGUACGGUUGGCCAAACCGGGACCGGAGAAAUGAAGAUGACAGACCGGAAAGAUAUUACCGAAGUGAGUACCCCUCCCCUGAAAACCGACAGACAUACAGAAGAAGAGACUUUUUCUCCCGUGAAGGGAGACAAAUACGCAGAAAUGACUACCCGGACGAAGACAGGUGGCGAUCACGCAGAAAUUAUUACCCCUCCCGUGAAAGACGACAGAGCUACGCUACGGUCACUAGAUAUGGCAGAUUUGCUGGGAGGCAGAAUGAUCGCAGAGAACAACAGAGGUACCGAACGGGUAGAACUACAUAUCCAGAUCCGCGCCCCCGUCCACCCAGAGAGGACAGAUGGAUGAGGGGACGAGAUGAAGGAGAGGAUCGAAACCCAAACAGGAGGAGAAGAUACUUCAACCCGUCUCCUAGACAACGGAACAGAACCCAGACGGAUCGGAUUCAAUCUGAUGAUACAGAUUUUCUACAAAAGCAUCUUGGGCAAGAAGAAACUUUGGUCGCAGACUCACUGAGGAGACACUGGACCAAACCCAAGCAGUGAUUGUUGCUAAGAUGGCGGACUUGAGAUCAACAGAUGAGGCACCGCAACAACCUGCUCUGAGGACCAG